This is a messenger RNA of Megalobrama amblycephala (Wuchang bream), 4720 nucleotides long. Its product is annotated as NACHT, LRR and PYD domains-containing protein 3-like. Bases 292 to 3876 code for a protein of 1194 amino acids. Lineage: Eukaryota; Metazoa; Chordata; Actinopteri; Cypriniformes; Xenocyprididae. The transcript has 10 exons. The record is from RefSeq and is a predicted model, not a curated record. Gene Ontology annotation, molecular function: protein binding.
CGCCCGAGGCCUCCUGCGCAUGCGCGUGCAGCAUUCUGAGGAAACAUCUGUGUGUCCAAACCGAAAGUAAAAACUCGAUUCUUAAGAAUGUGAAAUCUGUCGUAAAUACCACAUUACGACACAAAAAGCAGAAAACAGAAAAACCGCACUGUCCCUAAACUGAGCGUGAAUAAGAAGCUACAAACGCGGAAGCGUCGCGUCUUUUAAGGUGGACCGGACAGCGUCAAUAAGAAGCUGCGAAUAAGAAGCUGGAUUCAGCCUCGUAAGUCUGUCUGAAGUCAGUUUCUCAUUAUGGAGAACAGAGAGAAGAGAAAGAGGAAGAGAUCUUCAUCUGCAGAGCCUAGCUGUGUGUCUCUGAAGAGUGACAGAUCAAUGUUUCUGCCCCCGGUAUUCAGUGAUGGAGCAGUGACCUCUGACCCCAGUUUCAGCAGAGUGGAUAGAGAUGAUCAGACUGGAGAUUCUCCUCAACCAAUGAAUGAUGAACUGCAGAGAGUCAAAGACCGACACAAAACCAGCAUGAAGAACAAGUAUGAGAGAUUAUUUGAGGGACUGAAACUCCAAGAGAAUGAAACCCUCCUGAACAGGAUCUACACACAGCUCUACAUCAUAGAGGGAGAGAGUGAAGGAGUGAAUAAACAACAUGAGGUUUUACAGAUGGAGAAAACAGCCAGAACACAACACUCACAAGACACUCCAAUCUACUGCAAUGACAUCUUUAAAGCCUCACCUGAACCAGGAUGUGAGGAGAAACACCAGAUCAGGACUGUUCUUACUAAAGGCAUCGCUGGAAUCGGAAAAACCGUCUCUGUGCAGAAGUUCAUUCUGGACUGGGCCGAGGGAAAAGCCAAUCAGGAUGUAGAUUUCAUGUUUGUGCUUCCAUUUCGAGAGCUGAACUUGAUCCGAGAUCAUCAGUACAGUCUUCACAGACUUCUGCUGGACUUUCAUCCUGAACUUCAAGAUUUGGACUCAAAGAUUUAUGAGGACUGUAAAGUUGUGUUCAUCUUUGAUGGUCUGGAUGAAAGCAGAAUCACAUUGAUGUUUUCAGAUGCUCAGGAAGUUUCUGAUGUGACUGAGACUUCAUCAGUGGGUGUGUUGAUGUCAAACCUCAUGAAAGGAGAGCUGUUUCCCUCCUCUCUCAUCUGGAUCACCUCCAGACCAGCAGCAGCCAAUCAGAUCCCCUCCAAAUACAUCAACCGUCUGACAGAGAUUCAGGGAUUCAAUGAGCCUCAGAAGGAGGAAUAUUUCAGGAAGAGAAUCAGUGAUGAGCAUCAAGCCAGCAGAAUCAUCUCACACAUCAGGAGAGCAAGAAGCCUCCACAUCAUGUGCCACAUACCCGUCUUCUGCUGGAUCUCAUCCACUGUGCUUCAGAAGCUCCUGAAAGAAGAUCGGAGUGCAGAAAUCCCUCAAACUCUGACUGAAAUGUACAUCCACUUCCUGCUGAUUCAGAUCAACAUGAGGAAUCAGAAGUAUGAAAAGAGAGAUCCAGAGAAACUCCUGCAAUCCAACAGAAGAGUGAUUGUGAAACUUGCUGAAGUGGCUUUCAGUCAGCUGAUGAAGGGCAAUGUGAUGUUCUAUGAGGAGGACCUGAGAGAGAGCGGCAUACAUGUCACUGAUGCCUCAGUGUAUUCUGGGAUUUGCACUGAAAUCUUUAAGGAGGAAUCUGUGAUUCAUCAGAGGAAAGUCUACAGCUUCGUUCAUCUGAGCGUUCAGGAGUUUCUCGCUGCUUUCUAUGUGUUUUACUCACAUGUGAUCAAGAACAAGGAACCACUGUAUAAAUUCAGAUUUUACAGAUCUAAUAAAAAGUCUCUGCAUUGGUUACUAACAGCAGCAGAAAAUAAAGAGUCUCUGUAUGAUCUACUGACAUCAGCAAUAGAUGAAUCCCUCAAGAGUAAGAAUGGACAGCUGGAUCUGUUCCUGCGGUUCCUGCUGGGCGUCUCACUGGAGUCCAAUCAGAGACUCUUACAGGAUCUACUGACACACACAGAGAACAGCUCAGAGAACAUCAGGAGAACCACAGAGUACAUUCAAAAGAAGAUCAAAGAUAAGGAGGAUUUUCUUAAUCUCUCAGCUGAUCAAUCCAUCAAUCUAUUCCUCUGUCUGCUGGAAAUGAAAGAUCAGACUCUGUCCAGAGAGAUUCAGAAGUUUGUGAAAUCAGACAAACACUCAGAGAAGAAACUCUCUCCUGCUCACUGCUCAACAAUCGCCUACAUGCUUCAGAUAUCAGAGGAGGUGCUGGAUGAGUUGAACCCCAAGAAAUUCAACACAUCAGAUGAGGGGAAAAGAAGACUGAUACCAGCUGUGAUCAACUGCAGAAAAGCUCUUCUUUAUCACUGUAAUCUCACUGUUCGUUGCUGUGAGAGUUUGUCAUCAGCUCUUCAGUCCUCAAACUGUUCACUGAGAGAGCUGAACCUGAGUUACAAUAACAUGCAGGAUUCAGGAAUGAAGCUUGUUUCUGAUGGACUGAGUCCAAACUGUCAGCUGGAGAUACUAAGACUUGUUGGCUGUAAUCUCUCUGUUCAGUGUUGUGAGAGUUUGUCAUCUGCUCUUCAAUCCUCAAACUGUGUUCUGAGAGAGCUGGACCUGAGUAACAAUGACCUGCAGGAUUCAGGAAUGAAGCUUCUUUCUGAUGCACUGAUGAGUCCAAACUGUCAGCUGGAGAUACUAAGGUAUUUAAGAACAUAUAAGAGAUCAUUUACAGUGAGACGUCAUAAUGUCCAUGUGUUUGUAGAUGACCUGACCGUUGAUGCGUGUGUUCUGCUCUCUUUCAGACUUGUUGGCUGUAAUCUCUCUGUUCAGUGUUGUGAGAGUUUGUCAUCAGCUCUUCAAUCCUCAAACUGUGUUCUGAGAGAGAUGGACCUGAGUAACAAUGACCUGCAGGAUUCAGGAGUGAAGCUUCUUUCUGAUGCACUGAAGAGUCCAAACUGUCAGCUGCAGAUACUGAGACUUGCUCUCUGUAAUCUCACUGUUUAUUGUUGUGAGAGUUUGUCAUCAGCUCUUCAGUCCUCAAACUGUGUCCUGAGAGAGCUGGACCUGAGUAACAUUGACCUGCAGGAUUCAGGAGUGAAGCUUCUUUCUGAUGCACUGCAAAGUCCAAACUGUCAGCUACAGAUACUGAGGUUGUCUGGCUGUAUGGUGACAGAGGAAGGCUGUGGUUUUGUGUCUUCAGCUCUGAGUUCAAACCCCUCACACCUGAGAGAGCUGGAUCUGAGCUUCAAUCACCCAGGAGAUUCAGGAGUCAAGCUGCUUUUGGACAAACUGAAGGAUCUGAACUGCUCACUGCAGAUACUCAAUGUGGAUCAUCGAGGAGAGAUCAGGACCACAGCAGGACUCCGAAAGUAUGCCUGUGAUCUCACACUGGAUCCAAACACAGCAAACACUCGUCUCAUUCUGUCUGAGGAGAACAGGAAGGUGGAGUGUGUGAAAGAGAAGCAGCCGUAUCCUGAUCAUCCAGAGAGAUUUGAUGGAUUUAUUCCUCAGGUUCUGUGUGGAGAAAGUCUGACUGGACGCUGUUACUGGGAGGCUGAAUGGAGCGGAAAUGCUGAAAUAUCAGUGACAUAUAAAGGAAUCAGGAGGAAAGGAUGGAGUCGUGACUGUGAGUUUGGAUCCAAUGACAAAUCCUGGAGUCUGUUUUUUUCUGAAAACAGAUUCAGUGUCUGUCACAAUAAGAACAGCACUGAUAUACCUGUCGUCCGUUCAUCCUCUAAUAGAGCAGGAGUGUAUGUAGACGUGUCGGCCGGCACUCUGACCUUCUACAGUGUCUCUGACACACACACACUCACACACUUACACACACUCAACACAACAUUCACUGAACCCCUCUAUGCUGGAUUUAGGGUUUAUGAUCAUUCUUCAGUGUCUCUGUGUCAGAUUAAAUAACACACACACACACUUGUAAAUCCUCUUUCAUGUGUAGUUGUUUAUCUUCAUCUGAUUGUUUUGAUAGUAAUUCAUUUUUUAGAUUCAGAGCUAACCGUUCAACUGCUGGUGGGGCUUAAUAAUUACCCGUCUGAUGCUGCGAAAUCAAUCAAUCAAUCGUUCAAGCUUUUGCAAAUACUGUCUCAUGCCCUUUACUUUUUAGGGUGUUAAUUUCAUAUUGUUUUCUGGCUGCUGUUUGGUCCCCGCUGAAAAUCAGCUGCUUUCAAACAGCCUCGAGCUUAUUUGUGUUCACUCUCUGUAGUCUGAAGACUGUCAAAGGUUUCUAAUUACUACGUGAUUUGCAGCGUUGAUCACAGCAGGGUUUGAGCGCUGAAUCUGAAGUGAUUGACAGCUUCAGUCAUUAUAAAGGGAGCACUCUUUACCUGCUUUCUGUAUAGGCAAUUUAAAUAAAAGUUUUAUUUUUCAUGUUGCCAAGAGGACCAACAGCCACAUAUACACUGCAGAGUUUCAGGAGAGAAAACAAAAUUCAGAGUGAAUCCACUAAAAUAUAUAUUAUAUGACAUUAAGGCUCAUAUUGGGCUAUAUGUUCUUUUGAUUUAUGGAUGUCUCUAAGUGUCUGUGGCCGUGGUGUGAUAUACACACAUUUGGUCAAAAUAGCCUGUAUGGGCAGAUCGUUCACUUGAUGUAGGCGAAUGUUUUGUAUUGUUACAUGAUGGAUGUUCUCAUCUUUUUUUCCUGUUAAUUAUUAUCAUGUUGGGCCACGUGUCUUUCCUUGAAGUCAGAAUGUCUAAUGUUGGUUUGAUUGCUUGUAUCACAUGAGAAAAUAAAGUUUCUGUCUACCUGA